Messenger RNA from Brachypodium distachyon (stiff brome), 1167 nucleotides. RefSeq lists its product as uncharacterized. Bases 64 to 804 code for a protein of 246 amino acids. The transcript has 5 exons. NCBI's taxonomy places the organism in Eukaryota, Viridiplantae, Streptophyta, Magnoliopsida, Poales, Poaceae. The record is from RefSeq and is a predicted model, not a curated record.
CUUGGCAGGCAGGCAAGGCAGGCCAAGCGAGAGGGGAUAAGCAAGGUUUUGCUGAAGCAGAAGAUGCUGCUGCUGCGGGCCGCUAGGGCGGCCACGGCGGCGUCAGCAGUUGCCGCUGGCGCCAGGAGGAAACCCGGUCUUCUACCUAUCGCCAUCGCCGGCCUCUCCUCCUCAUCAGGGGCACCAUCGGGUGGGAGGAGGAAGAAGGGCCAGCGGCGAGGCGAGGCCAAGCCCCAACCCCAGCCCUUGCCCGGGCACGCUGAGCCCCCGAGCAAGAAGAAGACCAACGCGAGGCCGGCCAAGGACAGGAAGGUUCGCCCACUGGAAGAGGCACUACGGCCACCAAGCCAGGAGAUUGAGAUGAGGAAGCAGCAACCGGAGAAGCCGAAGCGGGUGGUGCGGUGGCGUUGCGCGACGGGGUGUGGCGCGUGCUGCAAGCUCGACAAGGGCCCCGAAUUCCCCACCCCCGACGAGAUCUUCGCCGACCACCCCGACCAGCUCCAGCUGUACAAGGGCAUGAUUGGCCCUGAUGGAUGGUGCACCAACUACGACAAGUCUAACCGAACCUGCAACAUCUACCAAGACCGGCCAUUCUUCUGCAGGGUGGAACCGAAGGUAUUCGACGAGUUCUUUGGUGUGCCACGCAACAGAUUUGACAGAGAAGCCUGCAGUGCUUGUGUAGAUAACAUCAAGAUGGUGUACGGUGAGGAUUCUGCCGAGCUUGUUAAUUUCAAGCAUGUCAUAAAGGAGGAAAGUAAAAAGCAGGAAGCAAGCAUGAGCCAAAUUAAGUUGUUGGAUACCUAGCUCUGGCCCAGGGGCUAGCAUCAUUCUUAAAUUAAGCCUUUUCUGGACAUCUUCGCUGAUGCACUGGUUUAUUGUUUCACGUAAAAUUUAGAAGGUAUCAACGUUCUGAUGUAAAGAUCCACAUACGUUAUCUAAUUCAUUGCGGGACGUUGAAAUUUGGAAUAUGUGAUGUUCGAUGCUCAUAGAAGGGCCUGGUGCUACGGCAGUUCUGACCUAUGCAGUUACUGCCUCGUCUCAAAAUAGAAGGCAUGUUUCAGGACUUGUACUAAGAUUUUCUCCAUUAAUAUGUGACUUGUGUGAUUUAUAUCAUAAUCAUAAGCAUGUACUUUUGAAUACAAACACAAUUAUAUCAUUUUUAUAUCA